This is a messenger RNA of Phycodurus eques (leafy seadragon), 3193 nucleotides long. RefSeq names its product flotillin 1b (gene flot1b). The transcript is spliced from 13 exons. Bases 127 to 1410 code for a protein of 427 amino acids. Gene Ontology annotation, biological process: positive regulation of cell junction assembly; protein kinase C signaling; regulation of receptor internalization. The record is from RefSeq and is a predicted model, not a curated record. Gene Ontology annotation, cellular component: plasma membrane. Lineage: Eukaryota; Metazoa; Chordata; Actinopteri; Syngnathiformes; Syngnathidae.
GUCUGGCAGACAUUUUUUGUCGCUCCGGUUGACGGUAAACAGCAACCUCCUCACUCGAACCAGCCCGACGCGGACAAAGCUCGGUUUUUACUCUCCUCGACGAAUAACGCUAAAGCUGCAGAAGAAAUGUUCUACACAUGUGGACCCAAUGAAGCCAUGGUGGUCUCAGGCUUUGGCCGCUCUCCACCUCUGAUGAUCGCCGGAGGACGAGUAUUUGUCUUCCCGUGUAUUCAGCAGAUUCAGAGGAUCACUCUGAACACACUAACUCUAAAUGUGAAGAGUGACAAAGUGUACACCCGACAUGGUGUCCCAAUCUCUGUCACGGGAAUUGCUCAGGUGAAGAUCCAGGGCCAGAACAAGGAGAUGCUCGCUACCGCCUGCCAGAUGUUCAUGGGCAAGUCAGAGGCUGAGAUUGCCCAAAUCGCCCUGGAGACGCUGGAGGGCCACCAGAGGGCCAUCAUUGCUCACCUCACUGUGGAGGAGAUCUACCAGGACCGCAAGAAGUUCUCCGAGCAGGUCUUCAAGGUGGCCUCCUCGGACCUGGUCAACAUGGGGAUAGGGGUGGUCAGCUACACCCUCAAAGAUGUCCAUGAUGAUCAGGACUACCUCCACUCCCUCGGCAAGGCCAGGACGGCUCAGGUGCAGAAGGAUGCCAGGAUCGGAGAGGCUCAGUACAAGCGGGACGCCGUCAUCAGGGAGGCCCAGGCCAUGCAGGAGAAGGUGUCUGCUCAGUACAAGAACGAGAUCGAGAUGGCCAAAUCCCAGCGGGACUACGAGUUGAAAAAGUCUGCCUAUGAUGUGGAGGUCAACACCAAGAAGGCAGAGUCCGAAAUGGCCUAUCAGCUUCAGGUGGCAAAGACCAAGCAGCGCAUCGAGGAGGAGAAGAUGCAGGUGCAGGUGGUGGAGCGCGGCCAGCAGACCAUGCUGCAGGAGCAGGAGAUCGUCCGCAAGGAGAAGGAGCUGGAGGCCAAAGUCAAGAAGCCCGCAGAGGCCGAGAAGUAUCGUCUGGAGAGGCUGGCCGAGGCUCAGCGCCUGCAGCUCAUCAUGGAAGCUGAAGCUGAGGCAGAGUCUAUCAGAAUCAAGGGAGAGGCGGAGGCAUUCGCCCUGGAGGCCAAAGGCCGCGCCGAGGCAGAGCAGAUGUCCAAGAAGGCCGAAGCCUUCAAGCAGUACGGAGAAGGAGCCAUGGUGGACAUGCUGCUGGAGAAGCUCCCUCUGAUGGCUGAGGAGAUCAGCAAACCGCUGUCGUUGGCCAAGAAGGUCACCAUGGUGUCCAGCGGCGGCGGGGACGUCGGCGCCUCCAAGCUGGCCGGCGAGGUUCUGGAGAUCAUGACCCGUGUGCCCUCGGCGGUGGAGAAGCUCACCGGAGUGGACAUUUCCCAGGUUACAGGCCGGUCUCUCCGUGUGCAUUAAGACGACCUCACGCCUCCCCCCGGUGCCGCCAUCUCCCUGCGCGCUUGUGAGCCUCAUCAAAUGCGCGUCUGCUCCCUCUCUCGUUGUAGCGCUAAAAGUGCUUUUCCCCCCCCAGAGAAGAUGCAUUUGUGGCGCAACAAAGCCUUUCAGUGUCUUUAAAUGAGUCAAUAUGUUACGUUUGUGUACUGGAGGACAACAGUUUAGCUUUGUCUUUAUAGUCCGCUCUAUGGCCAUUAUAUUAGUACGUGAACUAGAUUGUAAAGGUAGCUUAUGCACGGCACAUCUUUACACCCAAAUUUGCUCCAAAUGCAUACUAAAAAGUCGUUGAGCCUCACUGAAAAGAAGUCAAAAUUUCAAGAAUAGUUAUUUUCAUGAAAGCUUGUAAUAAAGGAGUUAUAUUAUGUGAAUGUCAUACUGGCGAGAGUCGUGGGAUUACAAAAAAGUAGGUAGUGAUAUUACAGUAAUUGUCACCCAUUAGAAAAAUAAUAUAUUGGAACAUGAAGAGUAUGUAAAAGUCGUAAUAUUCCAAGAAUUUUAACUUUUGAAAUGUGAUGUGAAUAUUACCAGACUAAUGUUGUUUUAAUAAAGUGGUAAUAUGAAAAGAAUAGUCAUGAUUUUAAAAAAAUGGUAAUAUUUGUAGAAUGAAGUCAUAUACAAUUUAUUACUAUAAUAUAAUUAAAAGUCAAAUAUGACAGUCUCGAGACUGUAUUUCGUUUGAUUAAGAGUUUAGAAUUGUAUGUGUGGUGAAUUUAUUCACGUAAUAUAAAAAAAGGGGAAAGUUGCUUUUUUGUAAUAGGACAUUGUUUUUCCUCUACAUUUUAAUAUCUAGUCUCUGAAAGAAGAAUUUAUUUGGGGUGGAACAUGACUAAUUUAUUCUGUUUUUCCUUGUAAUGUUACAAAGUUAUCCUUUGAAAAUUACCAAUUCUUACCAUUCCAAUAUUUUUCUUUACACAUAUUUAAACUUUUUUUUUUUUUUUUUAAACUAAAAAAAUCAAUACCUUGUUCUCAGAUUAAGACGGUUUUUGCUUUUACAAUUCUCUGAAAAUUGUGAAUUUAUUCAAACAAUUCAAUGACAUUUCCCCCCUUCUUUUGAAUGUGGCCCAGACCCUCUUUAAUAUGAUCACUGCUGCAAUUGAAGGAUUUAAUUUGGAGGUCACAUUUGAAAGGAAAUGGUUGUUGGGCGUGAGAGGGUGUGUGUGUUUGGUACAUACAGAAAGCAAAAGUAAGUUUUUUGUUUUUGUUUUUUUUUUUGUUUUUUUUCCCCCAAAAGUUAAUGGAUAAACGUUACUAACUCAGACCCGCUAAUUGGUCACAUUUAUAUAAAUGUUGUGGGGCUCAACCUUUUAUUUUUAAUUUUUUAUAUAAAUAGUUUUUAACGCUUUACUCACAACCCAAAGCUGGAUGCAUGUCGUUACCGUGAAGUGCCUGCCUGCUUGGUUCAACUCCUCAUCAAACCUCAGAGCUAGUGUGUUCAGCCUGUUACACUUCAGGGAAAAAAUGUCACCUUAAUAUCCGACUCGGGGUAACGGAGGGGUGUAAAAUUUCCGCUAAAUUUGAAUGGGGAGUUAGGGAAAUAAGCAUUAAUUCCCAACUUUAAAAAUUCCUGGACUGUUGCGACCCGAUAUCCGACUGAUACAAGCCAUAAUGGUGCCACUACGGAUGCCUCUUAUUUUGAGUGUAACCCUUUUCAAAUGUCUAAUCGUGUACUUUUUGUUCAGUAAGAAAGCAUGUGUAGCCUCAAUGUUGAGCAUUUAUCUGUAUUAAAAGGACAUUCAUUACAGAA